AUGACGACGACGAGGGCGUGGUGCGCGUACCCGAACCAUCUCGCGCGAGAUCCCUCGAGCACGCUGGAAGACAUCGAGCGCGUGCGCGUGGGUGAGCGAACGACCGAGGUGGAGGUGCGAAGACUCACGGUGCCGAGAUGCGUCGCGCGCUUUGACGAGGACGAACGCGAUGAUGUGAGAGACGUGGACGUCGACGCGACGGCGGACGAUCUGUGUGAGGUCGAUAUCGUCAUCGACGUCGAUCGAGGGACGAUCGCGAGCGUGCGAAGGGCGUCGAGAGAGGACAGAGGGGAGCUCAUCGCAACCGACGAGACGAGACUUAUCGUAAACGCAGAGGGGCGGAUGUGCCUGCCGACGUUCGCGGACGUGCACACGCACAUCGAUAAGGCUCACACGUGUGAGAGAAGUAGAAAUAUCAACGGCACGCUCGCGGGGGCGGACGCGGCGUGCGCGAACGAUUUCAAGUAUUGGACGGUGGAGGACGCAAAGAGGCGGAUGAAUUUCGCAUUGCGAUGCGCGUACGCGUACGGGACGUCCGCGCUGAGAACGCACUUAAUGUCGGGGGAAGAUGCGCAGAGUAAAAUUGCAUGGGAUGCGUUCGUAAGCUUGCGGGAUGAGUGGAAGGGAAAGCUCGAGCUUCAGGGCGUGAGUCUCUCCGUGCUGAGCUUUUUUCGGGAUAAAACAAAAGCCCGUUCUUUGGCUCAGAUGGUCAAGUCGCGCGGAGGCGUGCUCGGCGCCGCUGUCUCGUGCAGCGACGCUGGAGGAACACCAUUGGAUCCCCUCACGACGUGUGGAGAAGAUAUGCCCGAGUUGUUGGACGUCGUUUUCUCUCUGGCGAAGGAGUUUGAUCUGGACAUUGACUUCCACUGCGACGAGAACGGUAACGAGUCCUCAAAAGGGUUGUUGUACAUCUCCGAAGCCGUGAUUCGUAACAAAUUCGAGGGCUCCGUCGUGUGCGGACACUGUUGCUCUCUCGCUGCUCAACCGAACGAAGAGGCCAAGCGCAUCAUCAACGCUGCUCGCGAGGCUGGUGUCACGGUCGUCUCUCUGCCGACUGUGAACCAAUGGCUACAGGAUCGCGAUCCAAAGGGCGAAGCGACACCGACUCGGAGAGGAGUCACUCGAGUCAAAGAGCUGGCGAGUGCUGGUGUUCCCGUGUGCUUUUCCAGCGACAACACAAGAGAUCAAUUCUUUGAAUAUGGUGACUGUGACAUGCUCGAAGUUUUUCGAUCGAGCGUGUGCAUCGCUCAUCUUGAUCGACCCUUUGGAUCAUGGCCACUAGCAUUCGCGGCGAUUCCGGCGCGAGCCAUGGGGAUGAACGAAAAAAGCGGUCUUAUCGUCCGCGGAGCAAAGGCAGAUCUCAUUUUCUUCCGCGCUCGCAACUAUAGUGAGCUGUUCAGCCGCUCUCAACACGAUCGCGUCGUCAUUCGCGAUGCAUUCCGUAUUUGUACUACUCUUCCAGAUUACGAAGAACUUGAUCAAAGCUAA
Molecule: messenger RNA, 1488 nt
Organism: Ostreococcus tauri
Lineage: Eukaryota; Viridiplantae; Chlorophyta; Mamiellophyceae; Mamiellales; Bathycoccaceae
Product: unnamed product
Exons: 1
Coding region: 1-1488 (495 amino acids)
Biological process (GO): cytosine catabolic process
Molecular function (GO): isoguanine deaminase activity; cytosine deaminase activity
Source: RefSeq, a predicted model, not a curated record